Cucurbita maxima (winter squash) is the source of this 1410-nucleotide messenger RNA. Its product is annotated as GDSL esterase/lipase At4g01130. The record is from RefSeq and is a predicted model, not a curated record. Gene Ontology annotation, molecular function: hydrolase activity, acting on ester bonds. The transcript has 5 exons. NCBI's taxonomy places the organism in Eukaryota, Viridiplantae, Streptophyta, Magnoliopsida, Cucurbitales, Cucurbitaceae. The coding region runs from base 103 to 1275 and encodes 390 amino acids.
GACGGGACUGAAAAAAUGGACCCCUCACUCGAAGAUUAAAAGCCAUUAGCGAUCGAGACAAAUUUUCACAGUCCCCUCCGCUCCACAUUCUCCGACCACCAGAUGGCCCUCCUUUCGCCGGAAUGUUCACGCCCAUUUCUGAAGGUUUUUGCGCUUCUACUGACCGUUACGACGGCGGCGGCGGCGGCGCAUUCUAAAUGCGAAAUCGAAGCGAUCUUCAACUUCGGAGACUCCAACUCCGACACCGGCGGGUUCUGGGCGGCUUUCCCGGCGCCGUACGGACCUUACGGCAUGACCUUCUUCAAGAAGCCCACCGGCCGCGCCACCGACGGAAGACUCGUCCUCGAUUUCUUGGCUGAGUCAGUCGGAGUGCCAUUUAUAAGCCCAUAUCUGAAGUCAAUAGGUUCAGAUUUCAGACAUGGAGCCAACUUUGCAACAUUAGCUUCAACGGUGCUGUUGCCAAACACUUCCUUGUUCGUCACUGGAAUCAGCCCCUUUUCUUUGGCCAUUCAGCUCAACCAAAUGAAGGAAUUCAAGUUCAGAGUUGAUGAACACUAUUCUUCUUCCCAUUCAAAAGGAUGGACACAACUUCCUCCACCCAAAAUUUUUGGAAAAGCUUUGUACACAUUCAACAUUGGUCAAAAUGAUUUCACCUCCAACUUAAAGGCCAUUGGAAUAGAAGGGGUUAACCAAUAUCUUCCUCAAGUUGUCUCCCAAAUUGUUUAUACCAUCAUGGAGUUAUACAAGUUGGGAGGAAGGAGGUUUCUAGUGAUGAACAUGGCUCCGGUGGGGUGUUACCCUGCCCUUUUGGUGGAGCUUCCACACGAAAGCUCAGACCUUGACCAAUAUGGCUGCUUGAUAUCAUACAACCAAGCUGUUAGAGACUACAAUGCCAUGCUUAAGAAACAGCUCAAACGGGCAAGAAAGGCUCUCCCUAAAGCUUCACUCCUUUACUUUGACACUCACUCUGUCAUGCUGCAACUCUUCCGACAUCCCAAGUCUCAUGGUCUUAAAUAUGGUACCAAAGCGUGCUGUGGCCAUGGUGGAGGGCCCUAUAACUUUGACCCAAGACUUAUCUGUGGAAAUAAGAAGAAGAUAAACGAGAAAUACUUGACAGCAACAGCUUGCUCUGAUCCAUAUAACUAUGUAAGCUUUGAUGGAGUUCAUGCCACAGAAGCUGCAAACAAACAUGUUACUUUGGCAAUUCUCAAUGGCUCUUAUUCUGACCCUCCCUUUUCCCUUCAAAACCUCUGCAAUUUCCGACCUCUCGAUUGAUCCGAUUGUUCUUCAAUAAAACCGUUCGAUGUGAAUAAAGAUUUCUCUAUUCCCAUCGAUCUCGAAAUAAGAUUUGACUAUAUGGAAAACGUUCAUGAUGUGUACGGCUGGUUUCAAUUAUAUCCUUUUUCACAU